AAAUACAAGGUUUUUAUGCCAUUCAAAAUGACAUGAAAUAGAGGGGUGUAGUUCGGCAAAUUUUUUUUUUAAAUUAUAUGUAGAAUUAAAACAUAGGCGUGUUAAUAGUAUGAGUAUUGUAUUUUGUUAUUAGUAGGUAAUUUAAAAGCUGGUAAUAAAAUGGCCCACUAUUUUCAAACUAUCAUGGAUUCGUUCUGGUGUGAACAUAUUUGGUUACCCCCUAAUACCACUUGGAAAGAUAUAGCUCCUGAUGCAGAUCCCAAUAUUCGUCAUGCCAAUUCAAAACAUUUAUUUUAUCCUUUGCCGAUGGCAUUGGUAUUGUUAUUUUUACGGUAUAUAUUAGAAAAAUAUUGGUUUGCUCCCGUUGCUUUAUCAAUAGGUAUUAAGAAUAGUAGACCUAAAAAGACUCCUGAUAAUCCCGUUCUUGAAAAAGCUUAUUCACAAUCAAAAAAAUGGAAACAUAAACAGAUACAAGGUUUAGCAAAACAAUUAGAUAUGAGUGAAAGGCAGGUUGAGAGAUGGUUACGGUUGAGGAAAGGUCAAAACAAACCUUCAACUUUGGUUAAAUUUUGUGAAAACUCAUGGCGUUGUCUGUACUACACCCUGAGCUUCAUCUAUGGAUUAACAAUAUUGUGGGACAAACCUUGGUUGUGGGAUAUAAGUGAAUGCUGGACAAAUUUUCCUCACCAAGACGUUACCGACGACAUAUGGUGGUAUUACAUGGUGUCUAUGGCGUUUUAUUGGUCGUUGUGUGUAAGCCAAUUCUUCGAUGUUAAACGUAAAGAUUUUUGGCAGAUGUUCAUUCAUCAUAUUGCAACAAUAGUUUUGAUGUGCUUGUCUUGGGUGGUUAAUGUAUUUCGUAUUGGUACACUGGUUUUGGUCGUCCACGAUAGCGCUGAUAUUUUCCUCGAGGCAGCCAAAAUGGCGAAAUAUUCCGGAUACCAAAAAGUCUGUGAUGCUAUUUUUGCUUUGUUUACCGUCCUGUGGAUAGUGACAAGAAUAGGAAUAUUCCCGUUUUGGAUAAUCAAAAAUACAUCUAUAGACGCUCCACAAGUGGUACCCAUGUUUCCGGCUUAUUACAUAUUCAACGCUCUCUUAAUUCUCCUCUUAUUACUCCAUUGCAUCUGGACUUAUUUGAUAUUGAAAAUCGUACAUAAUUCAUUGAAUGCCGGCCAAAUGGAAGGAGAUAUCCGUUCAAGUAGCGACGAUUUUAGCGAAGAUUCCAAAUCACAAUGAACAGUAGCCGGUAAUUGAAUAAGGUAAUAUUAUUUUACAGGAUUUUUCUUAAAUUAUUCAAUCGUAUAUAUUUCAAGUAUUUGAAUAUUAAAUUCCAACAACGGUAUAGCGAAAUCCACGUUUGCAAGAACUAUUCAAAAUAGUUUGAUACUCCGCCCUGUAUACAUUCGACUACCAUCUGUAAAGUCCAAAGUUUUUUCGAUCCAUCACUCGAUAGUUCACCCUGUAUACAUUUGAUUAUUUUCUUAAUUAUUUUUCUAUUUGUAGAGUCCAAAAUUUAUGUAGGGUGGAACAUAUUUCAAUCUAUCGCUCAACAGAUUAACCUGUAUACAUUUGACAUUUGUUUAUCGUCUUAACAGAUCACCCUGUAUACAUUUGUGAUUCUUUUUCUAAAUUUAGAAUCCAAAAUUUAAAUAUAUGGGGUGGAACAUAUUUCGAUCUAUCGCUCAAUAGAUUACCCUGUAUACAUUUGUUUAUCGUCUUUGUGGUUCAAAUUUUUUUAACUAACCACUUGACAGAUCACCCUGUUGUGGUUAUUUGUCCAAUUUUCUAAUUAUUAUUAUUAUUUUUUUAAUAAUUAAUUAUAUUAAUUAUAAUUAAAUUUAUAAUUUAGGAAUCGUCCUGUAUAUUUAUUUUGUAAAGUUUUUUUUGUUGUGAUCUAUACACUAUACAAGGAUUGUACCUUGUUUUACUCCAAAGAUUUAUUAUGUUUAUUCUCUUACAACUUUUUAUUAUGUAUAUUUUUCGAAAGGUAAAUGCACUCAGUACCGUUUCAAUUUUCUCAAAUCAAACAUUCCAAAUCUCAUAUUAAUGUAAAUAUAAAACAAAACAGGAAGCGGAAACACUUUUUGUAAAUAUUUAAUUCAGUAUUUAUUUUUCAGUAACAUUUUUAUGAAUAGUAGACAAUUAAAUACUUUUAUUCACUGUCACCUCAUAAUUAAAAUUUUUUAUUUUCAAUAAAAAACAAGCUUAUAGUAGUCAUCUGUUUUAGAAAUUACACUCCCUGUUAGUUUUUUAUUCUUUUUGUCACAGUAGAACUUCUCCAGCCCCCGUAUCAUUUAAUCAGCAUCUUUAAUAAAGUUGUUAGAAUUCUUAUUAAAAAAGGUAUAUUUUGGUGUUUUAUUACCACAAUCCCACAACAAUUUUUUAAAAAGAGUAUUUUGGUUUUUUAUUGCCACAAUCCCUCUUCUUCUAUCCGUAUUCUUUUAGAUCUCUAUUUUGACGAUAUGGAUGAAGAACUUGAUAAUUUAUUGUCAUUUCCCUUCAUUUUUUAUUCCAGUUAUUUAAUACUUUUUCAUAAUGUUUCCUCUAAUUGCUAUUGUGUUUCCUCAAGGAUUGUAUGUAUGUCUAUCUACUGUGUCCCCACUUCUUGCUGUGAUACUACAGAUCCUCAGUGUUUACAGUUGGUUUAUUGAUCUUAGAAAGUUCAAAUAGAUGUAGCUGCAAGAUAUUUUCAUCUUCAAUCUCAUACGUUCCCAUGUGUAUUGCUCUGGAGCUCUUCAGUUAGUCCUCUGCUAAACAGAGUCUGCACGCCCAUCGAGACUAAAGGACUUCUGUUGAUAUUUAUAGGUUAUUUUUGCUUAAAUUGGUACAUUCAGCAUUAUGGUUAUAGCUUCUCAGGAGGGUUUUUAUCUAUCGCAACUCUUGUAGAUUGUCCCAGGUUUUAUCCCAAUUUUCUUUUCCGAUGCUUUUUCUAUUGUUUUGUAGGUGAUUCCACAAAAGUGUUAGGGUCCUCAAGAGUUAUUAAGUUCGAAUCGUUGGUGAUAUUCGGAUUGAAAACACUGUUUAUACUACCACUAGGACACCAACUGAAGACUGAAAGUAAACUCAGUCUUUGAAGACGAUAACUUGGUUAUCGAAACGCGCAGAGGUAGUGUAAUUGUGAGUGUUGGUGUAGUGAUAGUGUAAACAGUGUGUUCAGUAGCUCAGGAGUUAUAUCAGGUAAAGAUUUUUUUGCAUUUUUACAAAUUGAUCAUUAAUAAGGUCAAAAAAUAUUUGAGGUUCUGAUUCUAAAUGAGUGUGAAUGUGAAUAAAAUUAUUUAAAAUAUUGGUACAUUAAAAAUCUAUUAGUUGAUUAUUUUUCGAGAUGAGAAUUCUCAUUUAACCCGGUUUGGAUACCAACAAAGUAUCUGAAAUAUUUAUAAAUUGUUAAAUAUCCUAAUUGAUUGGUGUAGAUAAUUUUGCUUUCUGCUUAUGGAAUAAUUAGAUUGUUUUAUAUUUACCAAUUUUUUGAUCUACAUCACAGUUAACAAUUAAAAUCGAAUAUAGUAGUAGAUGAACAUUAAACGUGUCUCGGAACAAAUUUCUUUCCUUAAAGAAGAAUCGAAAGUUUUUUAUUUAUUGGUAGUGACAUCAGCUGGAUAGAAUUUUUCACAUAUGUUUAUAAAAGCACAAGUUUUCGCUUAAUGUUUCUAUUUCUAGAUUUUUUCAUUUUUUUUUAUUUUUUUUUGCUAUUGUGUUUUCUAAAUAUUUCUUUUGGUAGAUAUGAUUGUUCUUCUUUUGUUCUCUCCAAAUUAUUUAAACUGUUAUUUUUCAAUUAUUAUUAUUAUAAAUACUAAAUUGCGAGUCUUUUCAUAUUGUUUCGCUUCUUAUUUUGGUACUACUGUGACUUUGCAGAAGUAGUUUAUUUGUGCUGAUUUAAUUUUGCUUUUGAGUGAUUUUGGAAGUACCUAGCUGUCACUGGUUUGAUUUAUACACGUUUAUUUUGUUAUUUCCUCCAAGAAAUUUUUUUGAAUGGUUUAAUUGAUUCUUUUCUUUGUUUAUGCUUCUUGAAAAAUUUUGUGAUUCCAUCUACUAUUAACAAAUAUUUCUUUUUUGAAAAAACCGGAGUACUUUUAUAAAAUUUUUGUGUCUCCUUGCCUCAUAUUUAGUAUUAAUUGUCAAUAUUUUACUACCAAUUGCGUCUUAAGUGUUUAUCGUUAUUGCUUUAAACAUUUUUUAUUAAUAAAUAUGUAAAUAAACACUAUAUUGAAAAAGGGCAACUAUUUUUUAUUAUUAUUAAAGAAUAUCAACUAUUUUGACCAAUAAAUAUCAAAGUCAAAAGUCUUUUUUUUUUCAACUUUCAACUCUUUUUGAUUCCGAUACAAAAUUGAGGUAUAACCCAGGGGGUUUUUGGUCAUAAAAACUACCAAAAAAUAUAAUUUUCAUACUUUUUUACCAUGUCCAAUAAUGAGGGUUUGAAUUUACUAUUUAUUAUUAAAAAAAUUAUCAAUAUUCAAAAUAUAUUGCAGGUUAUAAGUAAUAGGUAGCCCCCCUCAUUAAAACAAUUGGUAAUGCAAAAAUUGGCUUAGCUAAUAAAAUUAUAAACAAUUAAAAAUUGCCAUUAACUAUAUUUAUUGUUAAUGUUUCUAAAAGUUCUUGAUUUUAAGUCUCUUCUUAUUUAAAAUUAGUUUUUUAUAAUUUAUCAAAAUAUUUUGAUAAAGUCUAAUUGAAAAAUUAGAAAAUAAACUAAUUUUAAAUCAAAAAAGACCUAAAAUCCAGAACAUUUAGAAGCAUAAACAUAUCAAAAGGUCUAAUAAAUUAGAGUUAAUGAGAAUAAUCGAUUAUUUCCAAAUGUAUUUUUUUUGUAAAAAAAAUAUUGGCACGUUGUAACGUUUAUCACAAUUUUAUAAGAACCGACCGUCGAGGCUAUUUUUUUUGUAUCAAUCAAAACUUCCAGUGUAUAAAAAUUUUUUGAUUUAUAAAAAUUUUAAUAAAACUUUUUUCAAGUAA
This is a messenger RNA of Diorhabda carinulata, 4947 nucleotides long. Its product is annotated as ceramide synthase 6. Gene Ontology annotation, biological process: ceramide biosynthetic process. Gene Ontology annotation, cellular component: membrane. The record is from RefSeq and is a predicted model, not a curated record. The transcript has 6 exons. Gene Ontology annotation, molecular function: DNA binding; sphingosine N-acyltransferase activity. Bases 160 to 1236 code for a protein of 358 amino acids. NCBI's taxonomy places the organism in Eukaryota, Metazoa, Arthropoda, Insecta, Coleoptera, Chrysomelidae.